AUUUAAAUAUAUCCGAGCAAAGCGCCCUCUGCACAGAAAUAGUUGUAUCAUAAUUGUAAAAAUUGACAGUGGGCUGUGUAGUGCAAUAAUCAAAUUGUGCUACAAAAUACGAGAAAACCAUGGGUAACGAAAGUUCCUUGCCCAUGGAGCUUUGCUCAAAUUUUGAUGCUGAUGAAAUAAAACGCCUCGGGAAAAGAUUUCGAAAGCUAGAUUUAGACAACUCGGGUGCAUUAAGCAUUGACGAAUUUAUGUCUCUACCGGAAUUACAACAGAACCCACUGGUUCAACGUGUUAUCGAUAUAUUCGACGCUGACGGUAAUGGAGAAGUGGAUUUCAAGGAAUUCAUCCAAGGGGUCUCUCAGUUCAGUGUAAAAGGUGAUAAACUAUCUAAAUUACGCUUUGCAUUUAGAAUUUAUGAUAUGGAUAAUGAUGGUUUUAUUUCAAAUGGAGAGUUAUUUCAGGUUCUAAAAAUGAUGGUUGGUAAUAAUUUAAAGGAUACGCAAUUACAACAGAUUGUAGAUAAAACAAUUUUAUUCGCCGACAAGGAUGAGGAUGGAAAAAUCUCAUUUGAAGAAUUUUGUAAUGUAGUCGGGAAUACGGAUAUCCACAAAAAGAUGGUGGUAGACGUGUAGACAAUGAAAAUUGGUUGCUAAUUGUCCAACUGGAGACCUGAGCAGUUUGUUAUAUCGCAAGAUUGAACCUUAGGAUUUAAUGUGAUUAAAGAGAACACUCGAAUAUUUUUUUUUUCUAAUAGCUUAAAUUAGUCAUGUAUGGAAUUCUCACUCUUCUGCUUCUGUGUGAUCAUUAAUCCUAUAAACCGUGGGACCUAAUUUAGAUUUGCAGUAUUUAUAAGCGACUAAUUCGUCUCUACUGCAUCAAGAAAAUGUGUUUGGUAGGGUUAGUAAUCACGCUCGCACAACUGUCAGGUUUAUAGUUGGAUUUUUGCACCAAUCUUAAGUUUGUAUGUAUUCUUAAACUAUUUGUUUUAUUAUAAAUAUUGAUAAAUUGAUGUUUUCUAACACUGUAUAAAAUAUAAAUCUAAGGCACUGUUAAAGUCUAAUGCAUGUGUCCUCUGCUUGUUGUUCCAUUAACAUAUUUUAUAAUCAAAGGUACAUAUAUAUAAAUAUUAAGAUAAUAUGGUUGUUCUUUAUACUUUAUCUAGGUGUUGUGUGUGUAUAGUUUAAUAUUAACUUUAAAGGGGGUCUCAGCCUCGCAAUUUUAAAAUUAAAUAUUCUAUCUUAUAAUAAUCGUCAUGCUUAAAACAUCUGUACUUAUACUAAGAAUUGCACAUAGAAGUAAAUAAGUACCCGCACUACUAUAAUUCACAUUAAAACGGUCUUCAGUUUGAUGAGUUACAGUGCACGACUCGUCAAUCUAUCGAUCGUUUUCCAAAUCCAUAAGAAUGGAGCUUCAUUGUUGCCAACAAAAUCUUAAUCGUUCGAGAAUUGAAAUUCUUUCGAUAAUUUCACUUGAAAGGGUUUCAUAGUUCUCCAUUAACGGUUAGCAUUUUGCUUUUGAAAAGUAAGCAGAGAUUCGCUCGUGUUUCUCCUACAGUGUGCGCUGGAAAAAUGGUACCGAAUGCUGUAUUAUUGAUUUGAACAUGCAGCCCUAUUCCGCCUUCACCUUUAUAUGUAUAAUUACAAAAUUAAUUGUAGAUAACUAGAGCUAGUUGGACAGUUAUUUAUCCCACAAGCAUCUUGUAUAAUAUGUUAUGGUUGUGUUGUGCUAAAAUUAGGUCAUAGUUGUUCUGUUUAAAAAUUUAUGUUGUUCAAUAAAAUAAUUUCACCAGA
Messenger RNA from Photinus pyralis (common eastern firefly), 1790 nucleotides. Its product is annotated as calcineurin subunit B type 2. The record is from RefSeq and is a predicted model, not a curated record. The coding region runs from base 120 to 632 and encodes 170 amino acids. Gene Ontology annotation, molecular function: calcium-dependent protein serine/threonine phosphatase regulator activity; calcium ion binding. The transcript has 5 exons. Lineage: Eukaryota; Metazoa; Arthropoda; Insecta; Coleoptera; Lampyridae.